CGCUUUUUCGAAAGUCCUUUUAAAUUUGUCGUCAGAUGACAUUUGCUGUAAAGCCUACUUCACAGCACUAACCGAUAAAUAUUUAUUUUGAACAAUAUACCACGUGAUUAAAUGUUCGGUUUCACCUGGGAUUUUACCUGGUGUGUGUACUGUUUUGAAUCCCGUAGCGACUCUGUACCUGCAAUACUCCGUUACAACACCUGAACGUGUGUACAACUGACCUGUGAAAAUGUCGAACAGUUCUGGAGGAGAAUACUGGAUUAAUGAAAGCAUUAAAGAUGAACCUUUUGAGGAGCGGUAUGCGCUAGGACCUGAACUUGGAAGGGGCACAAACUCAAUCGUCAACAAAUGUACCAUUCGUUUGACUGAUGAAGCAUGGGCAGUAAAAACCAUCAACAAAAGGACGAGACCCUGUCGAAGGGAAGUGGAGAAAGAAAUUGGUCUGCUGUUGAUGCUGAAUCACCAGAAUCUGAUACGCCUGAAGGAAAUUUACGAGACCGAAACCCAUCUACAACUUGUCCUAGAACUCGCUAAAGGUGGAGAACUCUUCGACAGCAUUGAGAUCCGUGGGACUUAUACCGAAAAAGAGGCUGCACAUAUUAUGAGAGACAUUCUGGAGUCUGUGCGAUAUAUGCACGAGAAAGGCGUCAUUCACAGAAAUAUUAAGCCCGAAAAUCUCUUACUGGAGGAUCUAAAGGAUAUCCCGAGAAUCAAAUUAACUGAUUUUGGUCUGUGGACGAUACAGGAAAAGGAGGUUCAGAUGAAUAUGGUGUGUACUUCUCCUGACUAUAGUGCUCCCGAGAUGUUGCGAGGAUUACCAUGUAGUAAAGCUGUAGAUUUGUGGAGUUGUGGGGCCAUCGCGUUUGUUUUACUUGCUGGCUACGAACCAUUCCUAGACGUACACGGAGACACGUAUAAAAGAGUGAUAAAGGUAGACUACUCCUUCGAUGAAAACAUCUGCUCGGAAAUCAGUGAAAAUGCAAAGGAUUUUAUACACAAGAUGCUCCAGGAGGAUCCAAAGAAUCGAAUGAGUGCUGCUGCCGCUCUUCGACAUCCCUGGGUAAGAGGAGUUGCCGCCAAAAAUGCAUGUCUUCUGCAGACGCAGGAAAGCAUCAAGGACUUCAAUGCCCGACGGAAGUUUAAGGUUGAUAAGGUUGAGACUGGGGAUACCUCUCUGGAUUCUGCCCCUUUGAUUACAAACCAAAUGUCUGGAGAGUGACAUACUUAAGCUGGGCGACUUCUCCCUGACGCAUUGUGCAAUGCUUGGAGCCUGGAUUACUCGAGACCUACCUGACGUAGAAACAACAUAGUAUGACGUCAUUGUUCAAAUGUUUUUACAGAUAUAAUAACCGUGAUAAAGUCACCAUUGUUUACAAAUGUUAAAAACACCGAAAGACAGUUUUUAUUCAAGAUAUUAUAUACGAUAUACGGAUUUGCCAACACUGUUUUCAUUUCUGAAAUAAUUCAAGGUCUAUGAACUAUACUGUCUACAAGAUUAAUUUGAAAUAAAACUGAACGUAUGAAGACUACAUAUGUACAUUGAUAUAGUAUGAUUUGCACGUGUGUACCCAAUACAUGGAGAUUCCUAUGUGAUUUUUGUAUGAAUCACGUCAUAGUCCCCAAAGUACCUGGCGUAACCUUUCGUGUCAUUGUUACUGUUCUUCUGCAAAACGCCUUGUCCACCGAUGCACAAUGUUAACGAUUUCAAACUGCAUUUCACGGCGAAAAGAUGUUCGUGAAUUCUAGAAAACGAGGAAAUAACAGAUGGCUUGAUAAAUCGACAAUGUUUCACUCAUUGGAUAUCACCGUACGAUAACCUGGACUGUACAGAUUGUGAUAUCCAUAAUUAACAGUAUUUCCUGAUAGCAUUAUCUGUGAUAAUCUAUUAUUGUGUUGUAGGAAAUAUUUACUAUUAUAGAUGUACAUACUCAUUGGAUUGCCUUAGCGCGUCAUCUGGUACCUGUAUAGCAGAUUUAGUUAUGAGACAGCUGAUUUUAAAGUUACAGUAGUUUCUCUAAUUCCUUUUUUUUUUCUUUUUAAUUUGGGUUCGACUUCUGUUUUUACCUAAUUUUCAGAAUGUUUUUUAAGUCUCGUUUGUACUAUGUUACAUGUGUCCCCUUUGUUCUAGCAGUUCGAUAAAUCUCUUUGAUAUUGUAUAACAUAAAUGUUCUGUCUGUCCAGUAUAUCUUUUAACGUUGAUGAUAUGUAUAUCGAUGUUCAAUCUGUUAAUUACAUCUUUAAAUGUUGAUGUUGUGAACAUCAAUGUUCAAACUUGUUCAGUAUAUCUUUAUAUGUUGACAUCAUGUACAUCAAUGUUAAAGCUGUUCCCUUCUGUGGUAACGCUGUGUUGUUUGUGUCGUUCAUUUCACUGUUGCCAUGUGAUCAUGUGAGAUUCAACUGUAACCUGGUAAAUCAUUGAUCAUACAUUACUGUAUCUGUCUGUCCUGUAGGUUUCGUAUCUUCUAGGAAUGGUAUACAAUAGCAGGAGAUAUGUUACCUCUUGCUAUUCUGUAAUUUUAAGGAAUUAUUUAAAUGUUAUAUCAUUAAACAAUAUUCAUGACGAUCUCUACACUUAAGUCUCAUUUUAGUUAAGCCAGAUAUAUAGAAACACCUGACGAGGUCAGCAUGUUACCUUUAUAUUUCAGUUUCAAUGUAGACCAUUAUGUAUAUAUUGAGUAUAGAUUAUAUAAAAAUGGCUUUAACUCCUUUUCCACUCAAUGUAUUUUGUCGGAUAUCUUAUAUCCAUUUAAUCAAAACCAUCUGUUCUGAUGUCUGAUUAAACAAAUUCUGUGAAGUGAUCCAGUUGAUUCUGUUACGGUGACUUGCAAAACAAUUCGAAAAAUAUUAUAUUUUAAUUCAAAUCAUGAGUCAUUGCUAUACUUUGAUAUCAUAAAGAUGAUUCAUGGUUAAGUCUUAAAUAUUCUUUUCUACAAAUCAAAUUUAAGUUUUAUGCAAAUAUGAUAAUCUUGUCAUUAUUGAACUGUAUGGUUACGUAUUUAACGAUGUAUGCAAGAAAACAAUAAAUAUAUAUCAAUGUACAUUUUA
Messenger RNA from Pecten maximus, 3045 nucleotides. RefSeq names its product calcium/calmodulin-dependent protein kinase type IV-like. Gene Ontology annotation, molecular function: calmodulin binding; calcium/calmodulin-dependent protein kinase activity; ATP binding. The record is from RefSeq and is a predicted model, not a curated record. NCBI's taxonomy places the organism in Eukaryota, Metazoa, Mollusca, Bivalvia, Pectinida, Pectinidae. The transcript is spliced from 13 exons. Gene Ontology annotation, biological process: protein phosphorylation. The coding region runs from base 230 to 1219 and encodes 329 amino acids.